Molecule: messenger RNA, 3132 nt
Organism: Triticum turgidum subsp. durum (durum wheat)
Lineage: Eukaryota; Viridiplantae; Streptophyta; Magnoliopsida; Poales; Poaceae
Source: the annotation of a GenBank genome assembly
AUGAGUAGCGAUCUUCGAAAGUGGGUGUUCUACCCCAAAGAUGUUGAAGGCGCCAGAGAAGAUAUAUUGAGAUAUCUUCAACUCUGGAUCUAUGGGAAGGUCAUAUAUUUUGAUGGUUGGUACGGGAUUGGAGCAUCUGCUGUUCUUAGAUCCAUAGCACAAGUGCUUCCAUCUAGGAGAACCACUCCAAGACUACGCUUUGAUAGAAUAAUAUAUAUCGAUUGCUCAGAGUGGAAAAGUUCAAGAGAAAUGCAGAUGGUAAUUGCAAAUGAUUUGGGACUUGACCGCUCAGUAAUGGCAAUUUUUGACAAGAAGGAUGAGGAGGAUGACUUUAAUGGAGUGGACCAAGGCUCGAGGGAUGUGAUACAAAGUGUUGCAGCAGUGAUUUUUCAAACCCUAGCAAGUAAGAGAUUUAUGAUAAUUUAUCUUAACGGGACUGAUGAUGAAGUUGACAUAACAAGAUUCGGUAUUCCUCAAAUUACCGAGUUUGGGAACAAUAUGGUGAUAAUGACCAUGAAAAAAAGGUUUCUGACCAUCCAUUACAGCCAUUCUAAGGUAGCAGACAAGCUAAGAGAUACUCAUAUUUUCUUUUUCUUCCAUUAUCCAAUCAAUGAAUUAUCUUGGUCACAGUUUUGUGGGCUGCUGCAUCAAGAAGCUGCUAUCAUAGUUGCUCGCAACCCAUGUAUGCUGGACAUCAACCCAACAAUUGUUGCAGAUUGUUGUCUCUAUGAGUUAUUCUUGCAUUAUAAUUUCCACAGGGCCACUAAUUCUGGCUGGGUUGCUCACGCUUCCAACUAUUGGGUAUGUGAUGGGAUCAUACAAGGGGACAAAGCAAGUGAUAUUAGUAAUGCAUUGCAUCGAGAGAUAAAUUGGAAGUGUGAUGCUUCUCCUCUUGAUGCUCUUCUUAAAAUGAUCAUGAAACAUUCACAACCUCGUUUUCUGGUAAUUAAGGAUGAUGAUGUCUAUAAAGAAGGCCCACACCGUUGGAUUUCAGUCGUGUCGAGAGAUGCAGAAGUACAUGGAAUGAAAGCAAUACCUGCAGAGGCAUCAUCUUUCUUCUUGGCAUUUGAAAUAUCAAAUCCCCCAACAGCUUUACCAGGUGGAUUUUUUGAUUAUUGCAGCAAGCUUGGCGUGUUGAUGCUCUAUUGUUGUGCGUUCAAUUUUACUUCACCUUCUUUCCUGAAGUGUCAUGGCCUGAGAUUCCUUGGACUGGACCAUUGUAUAGAUGACAAAACUAUUGGAAGAGAGAAUCAUACAGUUUGGAUAUGUCUGUAUAGCUUGUGGGUGUUGGACCUGCGUUACACAGAUUGGAAUGAAAUCUUAUCUAAGGAAAAGUUAAAUCUCAUGAAAAAUAUCAGAGAGCUAAAUAUAGAGGGAGUCAGGGGCUGGAAGUACACCGUUGAGCUACAAGGGUGGUUACCUAACCUCCAGAGGCUCAGAAUAAUCAAACCAACGUGUCAAUGGGAAACCUCACACGAUUUUGAUAACUCCUUUACAGAUAAGAAAAGCAUGGAAAUACUUGACUUGUCUGGCAAUUGUGACAUGAAAAUUCUUCCACCAAGCCUAUCGAAGGCAACUAGCCUGCGGUUGCUUGUACUUGAUGGUUGUGAUGGACUGGAAAGCAUUGGGGGUCUUCCUCCCUCCCUUGAAUCCUUUAGCUUUAAUGGAUUUGGGCCAGCUUUUCAGUGGACACAAACUGUUGAGCUACCUCCAAAACAAUUCCGUCCAUCCACCAUAAUAGAUAAUAAGGAUGUCAGGAUAUCCAAGAUCUCCUUAGCAGGCUGCACACAGCUGAAGAAUUUGUUCUUGUGUUGGCUACCCAACCUAGUGGAAUUGGACCUCUCUGGAACAGCAAUCAAGAUACUUGACUUCAAGACUAUGGUGGUGCAAAUCCCAAAGCUCAAGCGGCUGUUUCUAAUAGGAUGCAAGCACCUGCGUGCAAUAACCUUUUUGCGCGAGAGUGUUCCUGACCUGGAGUUGUUUUGCUUAGACACGCGACAUGGAGUUGUGUGUCCUCGACCAUCCAUCAGCAAAAACAGACCUUCUGGGUUGCAGAUACAUGUUGUUGUUGUGGAUGCGAGGCUUACUCACUCCUUGCGGGAUUUGAUCUUUAUUAUUAGACAAGGUAAUGUCCAUUUUAGUAUCCACGUCACCUCCUCACCUCUGUAUGAUAGGAUUACUCAAUUUGAAGAAACCAGCAAGGAUAUGAUUGGCCCCAUUGAUCAAGAGAGCCUGCAGCUUAUUCCAGCAGGCCGGUACAGUGUAGUCAUUGGGAUGGUUGGCACUGCCCCAAUGCAAACCUUUCCACAGCCUCCUGCUACAAACUUUGAUCGGCAUGUAGAAAUCGCUGAAGGGAGCUUAUAUGUGGAGAGAGAACUUGAUGAAGCACUUGGCCCACUGAUGGGAAGUCAUGCGGAAUCCCUACAUGUGCAUGAUGUCAUGGUACGGGCUAUUGUGCCUCAAGCCCGUCCGUGGGAAGUGCUUAGGUGGUGCUGUGUGGAGAGGUGCCCAAAAGUGGAUACCAUCUUCCCUGGGAAUUCAUACAAAUUUACUGCAUUGGAGACCUUCUGGGUGUCGGAUCUCCUAAUGGCCCGCUCAAUUUUGAGUAAAGUUUCACGCCUUAAUCGAUAUGGCAGUACUGGAUCCUUCCAAAAUUUACAGCACCUUCAGCUGCGUUCAUGCCCCAGCCUCCAGUUUGUGCUCCCUUUGUGGGUCUCCUCCUUCCCCAGCUUGGAGACCCUCCACAUCAUCCACUGCGGCAACCUCAGCCACGUCUUCGUACAGGACGAAAAAUACCCUAAAGAAAUGACUACCUUUGGUGUACUAUUCCCGAAGCUGGCGACCAUCCACCUGCACGACCUCCCGAAGCUGCAGGAGAUAUGCGAGGUCGAGAUGGUGGCCCCUGCGCUUAAGAGCCUCAAGAUCAGGGGAUGCUGGAGCCUGCGCAGGCUGCCAUCCGUGGGUGCCCGUGGCCGUGGCGAGAAGAAGCCGGCCGUCGAGAUUGAGAAGGACGUGUGGGACGCUCUAGAGUGGGAUGCCAGUCACCGCCCUGACCACUUCGAGGCGCCGGUCCACUCGCGCUACUACAAGGAGAAGCUGCCCAGGGUGUCCGUCCUCAGGUAUGUCGCCUAG